CCCCUGUCCGAUUGCCUCUCUGGGUUCCAAAAUCAAACUCUUAACUCUCUUUCUCAGCAUCACAAAGAGCCAGCGAGAGUGAGAGAGCGGAAAGAGGCCAGUGUGAGAAUCAACUCGAAAAUGGACGAUUACACGAGGGAGAUGAUGGACCUCAAGACUCUUGUCACGCGAACUCUAGAGAAGAAAGGCGUGCUCGCUAAGAUCCGGGCUGAACUGAGGGCAAGUGUGUUUGAGGCAAUUGAAGAGGAAGACCGUGUAGUUGAAAAGGAAGAGGCUUUACCUCCUGCCUUGUUGGGUAGCUGCAAUGAUCGUGCAAAGCAACUGCAUGCUUCUCCCUCAGGGAGAUUGCUUACUGCAUUAAUAUGUGAAUACAUGGACUGGGGUCAGCUAAAUCACACAUUAAAAGUCUAUCAGCCUGAGUGUAAUUUGCCAAAAGAUUUUUGGAAAGCUGAGUUGAAGGAAUUCAGCAGCAAUAAUGGAUAUGAUCUUAACAGAAAUGGAGACAGUGGCCCACUUCUUUUGGAUGUUUUGGAAGGGUUUUUGAAAUUUGAGAAUUUAACUCAGACAUGGGGUACGGGAAGGUCUGAGUCUGUUUCUAAUUUAGAAUCCCGGAAUAUUCGAAGGCCAUCAUCAUCAUCUGUUGCUGGAGGAUUACCUUCUUUAGGAAGGCCGACUUCCUCUUCCCAGGCAUCUGAUAGGAGAGCAGGAUCCUCCGUGUCUGGUUACAGGAAAGAUGAAUACAAUUGGAAAUAUGAUAGCGAUGAGCUCCCGGAGGAUGUGGUUCGAGCUUCAGCUGCCCUGGAAAACCUUCAGCUGGACAGGAAAGCUCGGAGUCUAACUUCGUCAUGGCGGCGUGCCAGAGAUGGAGCUAGCUGAAUGACUGCCUCUGUGUAUUGACGGAAUGUAGCUUAUAGAGUCUUGCAGAUAUUGUUAACCAAGGGAAAUUGGUAUCUGAUGAAAUUAUAAUAAAUUUACUGUCUAGGCGUCUUGAAGCUGGUGAAGCAAAGGGUGAAUCGGGAUUUAUCCUUGAUGGUUUCCCU
This is a messenger RNA of Tripterygium wilfordii, 1040 nucleotides long. RefSeq names its product protein TONNEAU 1a-like. The record is from RefSeq and is a predicted model, not a curated record. The transcript is spliced from 9 exons. Lineage: Eukaryota; Viridiplantae; Streptophyta; Magnoliopsida; Celastrales; Celastraceae. The coding region runs from base 121 to 876 and encodes 251 amino acids. Gene Ontology annotation, molecular function: protein binding.